GCAUGCAUGUUUUUAUUUUUAUCAUUUAAACAUAACCUAAACCUUAUCAAUUUGUUAACAACAAUAAUAUGUCAAACUACGUGAUUAGUUCAUAAAUUAUUACAGAAACAUUCACUCUACAUAUGAUGGGCAUUUUUUUAGUGGUUGAAAAGAUGUGUGUAAUAUACUCUUGUUAAUUUACAACUCAAACAACUGACCAAAAAUAUUGAUUAUGUGGAGCUGCUGCAGUACAAAAUGCGCAAAAUGGACAAAUUUGUCAAUGGCUACAUUGUUUGUAGCUCUUGGUAUAUCUUUAGUGCUGGAAUGGGAAAAGACGUUUCAAAGAAUUAUCAAUUAUGAAUUAUCAGUGUGCAGCGAAAAGACGAAGGGUUUUAAAAUGUGGAAAGAAACGCCUAUUCCUAUGUAUUUAGAAUUCCACAUGUUUAAUUGGACAAACGCUCAUUUAGUCGCGAAAGAUUCGGGAAUCAAACCAGCAUUUGUCGAUUUGGGGCCAUAUGUGUUUUAUGAACAUCAUAUUAGAGACAACGUAACGUUUCAUGACAACGAUACCAUAACUUACCUUAAUAAAAGAUUAUGGCAUUUUGAAGCUGAUAAAUCUAAUGGAACUCUAGAGGAUGUUAUUACCAUUCUCAAUCCACUAGUUGUUAUUGUAGCCAAUGUGAUAAAAGAUGAGCAUUACUUAGUAAAAAGAGCUGUUAACUUUUUUUUGGAAGAGAAAGGUGAAUCGCUAUUCCUUCAUAAGAAUGUUCGAGAGUUGUUGUUUGAUGGUUACGAUGAUGGCUUAAUAGAUAUUGCACUGAAGCUCAAUAUAUCUGGUUUCAAUUUACCAUUCACAAAAUUUGGAUGGUUUGUCGAUAGAAAUGGAAGCGCUACAUAUGAUGGUGUUUUCAAUAUGUACAGCGGCGGCAAUGAUAUUCGGAAGCUUGGACUUAUAACCAGAUGGAAUUAUGAGCAUGAAACUUCGUACUAUCCAGGAGAAUGCGCUGUGGUUAACGGUUCUUCUGGCGAGUUAUGGUAUGCUCCACAUGAUGAUAAAGAAGUAGCUAUUUUUUCACCCGAUAUGUGCAGCAACGUCAAAUUGCAUCGGAGUGGAACAUUUACGUUGUAUGGAAUAGAGGGUAACGAAUAUGUAGGACAAGAUGAUGUAUUUGACAAUGGAACAAAAUAUGAAAGUUCCAAGUGUUACGCUUCUGGCGUGCGUACGGGGGUGCGAGGCGUCUCCACUUGCAAAUUUGGCGCUCCAGCAUAUAUGUCGUACCCUCACUUUUAUUUAGCUGAUCCUGGAUACAUUCACGAUGUAGAUGGUAUGUCGCCCAAUGCAGAAUUGCACGCCACCAAAAUGGCACUAGAACCCAGCACCGGAAUGCCACUUCACGUUAAGGCAGCUUUCCAAUUAAAUUUAUUAAUGAGUCAAAUGGAAGGGAUUGACGUACUUGCAAAAAUGAAAACCACAAUGAUGCCGUGCUUUUGGUUUGCACAAAAAGCUGAAUUAACUGAGGACCUUUCCGUUCUUGCGAAAACCAUAUUGAUAGGAAAACCAGCUGGCGUGUACACUGGUUAUGGAAUAUUGGGAUUGGGAAUACUUCUCUUUGUGAUUUUCGGUUUUAUAACAUACAAAACAGGGUGGAAAACAGCCAGUUAUAGGAAAGUAGAUAUAGUUGACGCAAGUCAACAUGACGGUUGAAUAUGUCUAUAAACCGGCAGUUUUCGAAUAUUUUUUUACCAGUCUAUUUUCAGCAAUAAUAGGUAAGAGUUUUGACUUCGGCUUGGUGGUAGCUGGUACACAAAACAAAGUUUUUUCUUCAGCAUGUAAAGUGUUGAUACACCUACUGCUUUUAAAAUUGCCGUCUACACAUCUUGUGCUAGUGCAUCUAAUGCACUAAAUUGGUUGCUCUGCUUCAAAUGUGUUUUAUCCUUUUUUUCCUGUUUAAGUAACUGUAGACAGAUCUCCUACUCUCUGUGAUUCGAAAAAAUCAGUCGUAUUUUUUAAAUUGUUAUAUAUCGAUGGAGUAAUAAUGAUAAUUUCAUGGAGUCAUGAAGGAUAAUAUUCCCUGCAUUGUUCAUUUAUUUUAGUAUGAUACUUGUUAGGUCUAGUACACUUUUAAGUGUAAAUAUUAAUUUUUGUUUUUAAAAAUUUCUAUUAAAAAUAUUGUUAUUUGUUUCCAGCAUUGUUAGGGAACUAAAUUAAUUUUUUCAGAAAUACUUAAUCAAUGUUAUUCGAACCGCCAACAAUGUAUUAGUGGUUUCGUCGUUAGCAUAAUAGUAUUUUCGACACAAUAAUUCAUAAGUGUAUUAAUUUCAAUGGAAUGGAAUAUAUUUUGUUGGAAAAAUAUUUUUUUGCAAAAAUAUACGAGCGAUUAAACGUAUUUUGUUUGGAAACUGUUGCUGUGAUAGUAGCGUUUUGAGCAAUCAUUGUGUUCUCAGAGUUUGUUAUGUCGUUUUAUCGGUCUGAUAUAUUCAAAAUAUGUAUAUAUUGAAAUAAAUGUUGAUAUAAGUAA
Dendroctonus ponderosae (mountain pine beetle) is the source of this 2498-nucleotide messenger RNA. Its product is annotated as protein croquemort. The transcript is spliced from 9 exons. Gene Ontology annotation, cellular component: cytoplasm; membrane. Gene Ontology annotation, molecular function: scavenger receptor activity. Lineage: Eukaryota; Metazoa; Arthropoda; Insecta; Coleoptera; Curculionidae. The record is from RefSeq and is a predicted model, not a curated record. Bases 212 to 1684 code for a protein of 490 amino acids.